GGGAUGGGGGGUCCAUUCUCCCUAAUACGGUUGUGGGGUGGACACACAUAUGCGCACCCUCCCCUUCCAAACCUGGACCCAGGUUUUCUUCGAAGAACGGGGCAGUAACGAGUUGUGCGAGGAACGUCGUUACUCCUUGCAGGCAACGCGGGUGGAACGAAAUUACAUUUCAAAAAGAAAAAUUUGUCGAGUUUUUAACCUAACAUGUUCCUUUUUUUUGUAGUGCUCUGGGGAGCGCUGGCUGGUGGCUCUCCUGUUAUGUGGUCAGGCAGCAAGUCCCAUCAUCCCCUGCCCAGCAUAGCCCAUGGGGAGGCGAGUGCAAAAGGUUUUGCCCAACGGCUAGGUUUUUCCUCCUGGAGAGGAAGCCAUGGCAGAGCGCGGGGCUCACCUCGCUGCGGCCUCCGGCUACGAGGACAGGCCUUCCAUCUUCGAGGUGGUGGCCCAAGAUAGUCUGAUGUCGGCGGUGAGGCCCGCCCUUCAACACGUGGCCAAGGUCCUGGCGGAGUCGAACCCUGGGCGUUACGGCUUCCUCUGGCGCUGGUUUGACGAACUCUACACCCUCCUGGAUCUGUUCCUCCAGCAGUACUACCUCUCCCGGUGCAGCGCCUCUUUCUCUGAAAACUUUUACGGCUUGAAGAGGGUGGUCCUGAGAAGCCACCGCAGCCGCCCGCCACAGGUGCGUCUGGCCACGGCCGGCCUGCCUCAGAGGCACCACUGGAGGUCGCUCGGCUUGCUGGUCCUUGUGCCUUACCUGCGAACCAAACUGGAGAAACUGGUCGCCCGUCUCCGGGAUGAGGACGACUACUCCAUCCACCUCCCCUCGUCCUCUUGGAAGAGGUUUUACAAGGCAUUCCUGGCAGCCUACCCCUAUGUGAACCUGGCCUGGGAAGGCUGGAUCUUGGGCCAGCAGCUGGGCUACAUCCUGGGGAAGGCCCGGCACCAUUCCCCCCUGUUGCGCUUGGCAGGCGUGCAGCUGAGCCGGCUGACGGCAGAAGAUCUGCGGGCCAUGGAGGAGAAAUUGACCACCACCGGUUCAGUCUCGCGGUCCCCCAGCAGCGUCAAAGAAUGGGCUCGGUCCACCACAAAGAAAGCCCUGGGCGGCCUGGCCUUCUCUCUGUCCACCGGCCUCUCCGUGGGGGUCUUCUUCCUCCAGUUCUUGGAAUGGUGGCAUUCCUCCGAAAACCAGGAGGCCGUCAAGUUGCUGACCGCCCUGCCCGCCCCGCCACCCCCCAUCCACCUGGACCACGAGACGGACUCCUCCCCUCUCCUGCCCAGGCUCAAGACCAUCUGCCCGCUGUGCCGCAGGAUUCGCACCAAUGACACCGCCCUCUCCACCUCUGGCUUCGUCUUCUGCUACCGAUGCGCCUACACGUACGUCAAGAGUCACCAGCGGUGCCCCGUCACCGGUUACGCCACUGAACUUCAACACUUGGUGAAAUUAUACACCCCUGAAAACUGACGGGCACCUCCGGCUUCCUUGGUCUUGAUGUGCGGAAGCCACGUGCCUGCCAGUGGCACACGGCCAGUUUGGUGAUGAGAUUAAGGCAGCAGCGUCCGGCCAUUUUCACCCCUUCUGCCAGCAGAUCACCUCUGUUCUGAAACUCACCCCUGUUCCAGAUCAACCCACCUAUUUCUUUUCCUAAAUGGGGGGAAACCAAAAAAAAAUAAGCUCUCUCUCCCCCCCCCACCGCACACUUAAUUUGAUCCCAUGUAAUUACAUCCUGUGAAGCCAUUUCCAAUGUGGGGUGACCCUUUAAAUCCAGCAGGGCCAUUUCUCAUAUGUUUCUAUGGACCGUUUUUAAAAUGGGAGGGAGAAACCAGAAGGUCAAAUCAGGUCACAGGCUGCCCUUGGCGAGUGCCGAUUUGCAAGUUGAUCCUCGCAUUCGUAGCUGCUUUGAUAACAUGAUCAGCGUAACAGCAGCGUAAACCUAGUGUAGGAUUCCAGCCCUUGAAGGAAAGGCUGGGGAAUAAAUAUCACAAAGAAUGUGAUUUUUGUACUAGAGUCUCAAUCAGCUACUUUUUUUCCUGCUCCACAGCUGCUGAGAAAACGUUUUCUGGGUGAGCCAGCUACUGUUCAUGCGGCGGGGGGUUGCAUGUAAGGUGGCUCUAGGAAUUUUAUGUCCCAGGGUGUUGGAAAAGACACCGCAAGGAUGAAGGCAUUUCUUUUAGGGCUCUGCCACCUUCAAAUGCAUCCCGCAAGAUGAAAAUGCAGAGAGCAGGCAAAAGGCGAGGGACUUUGCUCCCCGAUGCUGCUACCUGAAAGACAGACAUUCUUGAAAUGUAGACUUACUUCAGAACACUAAGAAUUUCUGGGCUCCCUAGGGUGGCCAGUGAAGAAAGACUAAAGGGGAGAAGUCCGGUCUCAGAAAGUGUGACAUGCAGAAAGGCAGACUACGUAACGGGAAACAGAAAACUGAGACUGUUACAGCCAGGCGUUCCAGGUGGAAUGUGAGAAGGGGAGGAAAGAGGAGAAAAAUCUUAGAGAAUGGUUUGGGUGCUGCAAAGCUGUGUUCUUUAGAUCUGCUACUGCAAACUCAAGAGAGCUAGGAUGAUGGUCCAAAGCACAGGAGGAGAAAAAGAGCCAGCUCCCUUUUUUACUGACCCGUCCUCCUCUGCUAAUCCUGUCAAGACGGGACAGAGGUAAUCUUUUCUAAAAUCCCAAUCCACAAAGAAAUGAAAAGGCAUGUUCUUCCCCACUUUUCUGAUUAUAACUGAGCCACGUCUUUGUGUCAAUACAGCACCAUCAAUACUUACGUAUUAAUUCCCGUGGACUUAUUGGCAACGGUUGUGGAAACUCCAUCAUUCCACAAAAGGCUCCUUUGGUGAUUCAAUUUUACCUAGUGUUAUGCAGAAGGGUGGCGGC
Molecule: messenger RNA, 2863 nt
Organism: Pogona vitticeps (central bearded dragon)
Lineage: Eukaryota; Metazoa; Chordata; Lepidosauria; Squamata; Agamidae
Source: RefSeq, a predicted model, not a curated record